This is a messenger RNA of Biomphalaria glabrata, 1271 nucleotides long. RefSeq lists its product as uncharacterized. Lineage: Eukaryota; Metazoa; Mollusca; Gastropoda; Planorbidae. The transcript has 9 exons. Bases 104 to 1117 code for a protein of 337 amino acids. The record is from RefSeq and is a predicted model, not a curated record.
GAAUGAAUCCCAAAGAUACAGGCUACCUUCAGCCUGUAAUGUUUUUAUUUAUUUUGACGCCUUGGCUAUCUAGAUCUAGAAAUAAUGACUAAUCCACACCAAAAUGUUACUAAGUAAAGUGAUUGUCACAGCUUUGUUUCACUUCUGCAUACAUCUACACCUCUGUUUACCGAAUGCUCUAAGGGAAAAGAACGGAGCAUGGAACGUGACUUUUUCCUUGACCAACGUGUACACCAGUAACCUGUGCAGGCGUACACAUGUUGUCCCCGACCUGGACGUGUAUCUGGUCAUUGUGACCCUAAACAUCUAUCCCACAAACCUGCUCGCAUUUGAGGACGUGAUCGUCUUACUGCAAGAUGGCAGCGAGGUGUGUGCUAUCAAGGUUAGCCUCGAGUGUGAGGCUGGUCACCACCCAAACAGUAAGUGUAUCUGUGUUAAGAAGGCGCCUUCAGCGUACCUACUGACCAUCAAGGACAAGUUUCGAGCUAAUCAAUCCGUGCAUGACGAUCUCACCCACAGAAGCCAGCUCGGCAUUUGGCUGGAAGUUAGAAGCACGAGCUCUCUUCUGCACAACGUGAGAAAGUUUCUUCCUUUCCCCAAUGUGACAUUGGCGCCUAACCCGAGUGUCCACUUGAAGUUGGAUGGGGUAAGGACAGACUUAGACGUCUGUUCCCACACUUUCCCGGUAGAGAGUCAGCACAGUAUCCUGUUCUGCGUGAAAGGUCUACGCCGUCCCUCUAUUGCGAUGAGGUAUCAUUCAGAGAAUCACGAACACGUGGGCACAGAGUGUUUCUAUAUGAUGAUUCUAAUACCUGAAGGCCACUCUCUACUCGUGUUGUCCUAUCAUGACGAUUGUGGCAGAAGCGGCUUCGUUCAGUGCAAAAUUCGAGGUGCAAUGCAGCCUUACAAUGAAACCAGCCUGCUGCAUCUAUUACAACAAAUAAAGGAGCCGGAAGAUGAAGGGAGAAGUCCUGUCCAGAUGUUUGAAGCCAACAAAACGAUGAUACUUUCCGCUGUGGGUAUCGUUGUUAUCUUGGUUUCGGCUGGAUGCUUUGCUGCCUACAUCGUUUACGUGGAAAAUGAAAACCGUAAGAAGAAGUCAGAUUCCACUCGAUGAGGACAAAGAUAAGGAAGAUAAGAUGUAACUCGAGUGUUCCUAAGUCUGGAUUGUGGUUAGGAAUGAAAUACUAUAACAAAAGAAAUACCCUCUGAUCAUGUAAUGAAUAUACACGUAAUAAUCUUUGAAGUAAAAAAAUGUAUGUGUACAACUA